Molecule: messenger RNA, 909 nt
Organism: Monosiga brevicollis MX1
Lineage: Eukaryota; Choanoflagellata; Craspedida; Salpingoecidae
Exons: 9
Coding region: 1-909 (302 amino acids)
Biological process (GO): tRNA methylation; cytoplasmic translation
Cellular component (GO): cytoplasm
Molecular function (GO): tRNA methyltransferase activity
Source: RefSeq, a predicted model, not a curated record
AUGGGUCGGGGCAGCAAGGACAAGCGCGACAUUUACUACCGCCAGGCCAAGGAGGAGGGCUACCGCGCGCGUAGCGCCUUCAAGCUACUCCAGCUGGACGAAGAGUUUGACAUCUUUCGCAAUGUUGAACGUGUCGUCGACCUCUGCGCCGCCCCCGGCUCCUGGUCGCAAGUGCUGAGCCAAAAGCUGCGACCCACCGAGAACGACCGCGUCAAGAUUGUGGCCGUUGAUUUGCAAGCCAUGGCCCCUCUGCCUGGCGUGAUCCAGAUGCAGGGCGACAUCACCAAGGAAGCAACGGCCCAAGAGAUUGUGCAGCACUUUGACGGCGGCUAUGCUGAUCUUGUGGUGUCGGAUGGCGCUCCCGACGUGACAGGUCUGCACGACAUUGACGAGUAUGUGCAGUCCCAGCUGAUUCUUGCCGCUCUCAACAUCUCCACCCAUGUGCUCAAGCGUGGCGGCACCUUCAUCGCCAAGAUUUUCCGAGGCCGUGACGUCCAGUUGCUCUAUGCCCAGCUUGAAACCUUCUUUGAUGUCGUGACCUGCAGCAAGCCGCGUUCAAGCCGCAACUCUUCCAUCGAGGCGUUUGUGGUGUGCGUGGGCUACAAUCCCCCCGAGGGCUACACACCACACAUGUCCAACCCCCUUCUGGACCACGACUACGACAAAUACGAAAAUGCGCUGGUGGGCGUCAACCGGGCCAUUGUCCCAUUCCUGGCCUGUGGCGACCUCAACUGCUUUGACAGUGACAAAACGUACCCCUUGGCUGAUGGAGCCGUUCUGAAAGCCCCGACACAGACACCCAUUAGCCCGCCCUAUGCCAAGGCCGUGCGUUUGAAAAAGGAAGCCGCCGUAGGCUUGGGCAAUGUGCAUGUUGAACGCGCCACCGACUCGGCCACAGAGAACCAGUGA